This is a messenger RNA of Onychostoma macrolepis, 5147 nucleotides long. RefSeq names its product centrosomal protein 72 (gene cep72). The transcript is spliced from 14 exons. The record is from RefSeq and is a predicted model, not a curated record. NCBI's taxonomy places the organism in Eukaryota, Metazoa, Chordata, Actinopteri, Cypriniformes, Cyprinidae. The coding region runs from base 25 to 1644 and encodes 539 amino acids. Gene Ontology annotation, molecular function: protein binding.
CAUAAGCCUAUCAUAGUUGUGCGCAUGCGCCUUCUGAAUUCCAGCUUCAAAACAAUGGCGGUAGACGGUUUGACCAUAACAGAGCAGUGGAUCAGAGAAAAACUCAACCUUCAGCACAGCUGUUUAGCGGAUGUCCGAUCGUUGACUCUUCCAGGAACAUAUGAAGGGAAAAUCUGUCAUUUAGGAGCAUCCCUGAAGAACUUCGUGCGUCUGAAGUCACUGGAUCUCUCGCAUAAUGCGCUGGUCACAGUUCAGGGGGUUGAGCAUUUGGAGAUGCUGGAGAGACUGAAUCUGUACUAUAACAGACUGGCGUCUCUGCAGGACAUCUUUUCUCUGCACAAGCUGCAGAAUCUGAAGGAACUGGACUUGCGGCUCAAUCCUGUGGUCAAGAAACACCCGCACUACCGUUUGUACCUGGUCCACGCAAUGACCAAACUCCGCAAGCUCGAUGACUGUCCAGUGCGAGACAGAGAAAGAAAGGCGGCUCUCAUGCAUCUCUCAUCAGAGGCAAAUCUAGACACUAAUCAUAAGAAACAUGCCUUAAUACAAGACACACCGUGCAGCAGUAGUGAGCUGAGAAUAAAAGCGAUGCAGAAGAUGAUGAAGAUGCUCUCGCUUCUCGAAGGGAACGAGGAAGCUGCGCUUAAUGAUGUUUCUAGAAAGACCUGGAAUAGCAAGAGACCUGAAACUCUCUCCGUCCGCUUCGAGAACGAGCGCAGCCCUCGUCUGUUACAGGAAAAUCCUUCCGAAACAGAUAUCAUACAUUUAAUCAAUGAUCCGGAGUGUGAAAGGUUGCCAAAACAAAAUAAGGAGUCAGUUCCCAAGAGCUCGGAUUAUAAAAAAGAGGCUCCUGCUGGUUCUCAGAGAGUGACGUUUGAGAGCCGGAGUCUGACUCACGCUACGGUUCGAGGAGAGAGCGUCUUUACACCACAUCCUACAGACAUGCGGUUCGAUUCGCACGAGGAUGAUUGCACAGCCCUUAAAUGGAGAAACCAGCUUCAGGACAGAGCAAAUCCAGUCCUGCAUCCUCCCAGAUUAACCUACCAGAUCACAGCAACCUCAUCGGCAUCAGAGAGAAAACGCAAACCACAAAAGGGAGCCUACAGGAAGCCCAUGGAGCUGCUCCUCAGCAUGAUGGAGGAGCUCUGGUCUGGGAAGACGGAGAAUCAACAAAACAGGACGCUCCUCAUGAAGAUGGUUCAGAUCCUCAGCAUGAUGGAGCAGGACGUCGUGGGAGGAGAACAGGAGAUACAAACUCUGAAAGAGAUGCUCAAAGCCUUGAAAACACGGACUGAAUUACAGGAAAAUCAGCAUCGGUCUGAGACUGAAGGUCUCAAACUCCAGCUUCAGCAGGCGCAAGAGUCCAUCCAAACCCUUAAUGAACAGAUGAAGAAUGUGCUGGAGGAGAACGUGUCUUUACAGAAACAGCUGAUCAAAGCAGAAAACAAGCUGCUGGCGUCUCGGCUGAAGAAGGUGCCAAACACACAGGAUAGAGGACAGCAGACGGUCCCUGGGGAGUUAAACAUGAAAAAACACACAAUUCAGGAGGGAAACGGAGCAAGUGAGCCACAGGAGAGCUACAGGUCUUUGAUUGCCAGAAACGAGCGUUUGCUGCAGCAGCUGGAAGAGGCUCUGAUGAACUGACUGCUGCAAAUGAAGAACGUUCCUCCAAUAGACAGCUAGUUUGAAUUUAUUAUAAAUCUGUCCUUUAAAGGUGGUAUAUACAGUUGUACCUCCAAUGUAAAUGCCUUUUGUUUUAUAUACACUCUCUAAAGCAGUAUGGCUUCUGUUUAUUUCUACAUCUGAGAAUCAAUCACACAUGCAUAUCUUGAAGUUGUGCAAAUUUGCUUGUUGGGUUUGUUCAACCAGGGUAGUUUACAUUUCAGACAGACCUUAAACAGGAUUUCUGUGCAUCCUAAAUAGUCUAAAUUUGCCCUUCCACAAAUUAAGGCCUUAAAAAGUCUUAAAUCAUAUAUUCAUGAAGUCGUGGCAUUAAUUGUCACAUGCCCUGCAAAAAAUGGUUUUCCAACACAAAUAUUUAAACAUCCUUAAACCAAGAUACAUUUACUUGAAAUGCAAAACUAACAUAGUUGAAAUCUUGUUUUCUGAGAAAUUGAGUUAACAAAUAAUUAUAAACUUCAUUUUGAAAUAUUUGUAUCUUAUUUUGCUUCUCGAUGUAUCUUGAUUUAUGAAAGCCUUUGAUUUAGGUCUUAAUAAUUGGUCUGAAAUAUGUCUUAUUAAAUUGACCUUCAUAAAACCCGCAGAAACCCUGGAAAAGUCUCAAAUCCAGAAAAAAGCUUCCAUGUGACAACUAGCCCCGAUCUCCUCUACUGCAGAACACAGUCGCUCGAGUCUUCAUGUGCGUUGGAAAUAAAGAAGAACCAGGCAGUUUUUUUUAUUCAAUACGAUGCUACAAAACAUUGACACGUUAAAAUCGCUUUACCAUCACCAUAUGGCAUGCAUAUCAGGAUACUGCAGAACAUUAAAAAACAUUUUAAAAAAUAAGACAGUAUUGUUCCUCAAAACAGAUGGUUAACAGUAUUUGGCAUUACGCACACAAAACAUUAAAAUCAUAUGUUAAAUACAACAACAUAUAUACUUAUUUAUGGUUUGUUAUCAUAAAUGAGAGUCACUUUCUGCGGGAGAGCUUGACAUUUAUGAUCCGUAGCCACUAUUCUUAUCUGAAAAUAGAUGUUUUGUAGAAGAAUAUGUCUGUACACUCUCACUCCUCCCUUCUUCGCUCCCUAGACAUGGACAAUAUCGUCUAUUGCAAAGUUCAGGGUUCCCACCGUCACAUAAAUAUCAGGGAGUUCAAAAUAUGUGAUUUUCAAAUCUGGAAAAAUCAUAACAUUUUAAAAAGUUCUUUUAAAAAUGUGCUCUAUUGGCUCAAGUAAAACUUAAUUGGGAGUGAAUCAUUCUUUUGAGUCUUUUUUUUUUUUUUUUUAAAUGAAUCAGUGAUUCACAAAUCAGUUUAUCACAUAAAAAAUGUUAUGGAAUUCUACAUUUGUGUUUUCCAGAUUUGGAAGGUCUUAAAAUGCAUAUAAUGAAUAUAGAUUUUACUAGUAAUGCACCGUUUUAAAAUAUUAAAUGUGACCCUGGAGCACAAAAGCAGUCUUAAGUCGCUGGGGUAUAUUUGUAGCAAUAGCCAAAAAUACAUUGUAUGGGUCAAAAUUAUAAAUUUUUCUUUUAUGCCAAAAAUUAGGAUAUUAAGUAAAGAUCAUGUUCCAUGAAGAUAUUUUGUAAAUUUCUUACUGUAAACAUAUCAAAACUUAAUUUUUGAUUAGUAAUAUGCAUUGCUAAGAACUUCAUUUGGACAACUUUAAAGGUGAUUUUCUCAAUAUUUAGAUUUUUUUGCACCUUCAGACUCCAGAUUUUUAAAUAGUUGUAUCUCAGUCAAAUAUUGUCCGAUCCUAACAAACCAUAAAUCAAUGGAAAGCUUAUUUAUUCAGAUGAUGUAUAAAUCUCAAUUUCAAAAAAUUUACACUUAAGACUGGUUUUGUGGUCCAGGGUCACAAAUAAACUAAAUAUUGUGCUUGCAUCGAGUAAAACUUGUUUGCAAGCCAUAAGUGGCCUGAUUUCUUUUGAGUGAGUCAGUGGUUCACAAAUCAGCUUGAAUGAUUCAUUAAAGAAUCGGAAUGAUUCUUUUUUUAAAAUGUCUAGUAAUGUAGUAUUCACAAGCGACUGGAAAUCUCACGGAAAGCCACUGAAGUGUGGGAACCCUGAAGGUUGGAUCUCGUCCAGCGUGUUCAGAUGGCAGUGCGUUUAUAAAUAAAUCCGAACACUGGUCAUGGUAAAGGGAAUGUAUUCAUUUAGACGUAUAUCAUGCCGGCGUUAGUUACAGCAUGCCACUUCUCUUGUAAACAUUGUUCUGUAGGCAGAAACACUGCACGUACGAAAAAAAAAACAGCAAAGUGCCUCGAUAUGACAUGUUAAAUAUAACAACAGUGCUUUUCAAACUAAAACCACAGCAGAAUACAAAAUACCUUUUAAUAUUUCAUUUGCAGCUUGAUCUAUUGCUAAUAAACAGGCCCAGACACAAUAUGCAGGCUUAAUCGCAUUUUCAAUGCUGCAUAAUGGAUUUUAAUAUGGUAAAAUGAGCUAAUAAUAAAGCUUAGAGUAGGAUAAUCAGAUUAGCCAAAGUAUUUCAUAAACGAACAUGCAAUUCAGCGCUGCAGAUUCUGUGUGGGUCUGAUUAUACGUGUUAAAAUCAUUAGAAACCUCAGCCAACUAUUUGUUUUUGUCAUGUUUGGCCAAAGUUUUUAGCUCAUAUGCACAGAGGAGUCUUGUAAGGACGGUCAGCCGUGUUUGAAAAUAUUCUGUCCGUAUUGAGGUAUAACGCAUGAUGCGUUGGGUCAGAUAUUGUGAUCAGAGCAAAUCCUGAACUUUUGCUGAUGGUGUUUCUUUUCACAUAUUAUAGUUAAUCAUUCCACAGUUAAAACACACAGGCAGUGUUUCAUAUUAUGCCAUUAGAAGCAUUAGAAAUACAUAGUUAUGCCAUCAAUACAAAAAAACAUCGACCAAACUACUAGAUAUACAAUCUUGAGCACCAGCGAUCAGUUCUUUAUGCAUCAAACAAUAAGUUAUGAUGGUUGGACUUUUGCAUCUGGAUGUUUUAAAAAAAAAAAAUAUAUAUAUAUAUAUAUAUAUAUAUAUAUAUAUAUAUAUAUAUGAAAUGCAAACAAAAUCAGUAGGUUUUUUUUUUUUUUAAGUAAAUGAGACGGGGAAGCAGAACCAAACGAUUAUCAAGUCAGUUUUUUUGCAUUAGUUAAACAAAAUAAAAUUUAUUUUGCAGAAAAUAUCAUCACCCUCAGGUCAUCCAAGAUGUGGAUGAGUUUUUUUCUUCAUCAGGUUUGUAGAAAUGUGUCUCUGCAUCAGUGUCUCAGCAAUGGAUGCUCUGCAGUGAAUGGGUGCCGUCAGAAUGAGAGUCUAAACAGCUGAUAAAGACAUCACAAUAAUCCACACCACUCCAGUCCAUCAGGUAACAUCUUGAGAAGACAAAUGUUUGUCAGAAACAAAUCCAUCAUCAAGACGUUUUUAACUCAAAUACGAGUCCAUAAUCUAUAAUAACACUUCCUCCAGUGAAAAUGAUGGAUUUGUUUCUUUUGUCUCAAGAUGUUAACUGAUGGACUGGAGUGGUGUGGAUUAUC